AUGACCCGCCUCUACCCCCUCUUCAUCCUCCUCUUCGUGCUCCUCAUCCUAGGCACAAUCUUCUACAUCACCUACUCGAUCAUCCAAGAUGUGAAGCGCAACACGCGAUCCAAGAUGGAGAAGAAAAACGUCACGUUCUCUCGGGAUGGAGUCACUGUUGGUGUGAAGGAGUUGAAGGAUGAGGAUUAUUUGGAUCGGAGUCAGAGUAUCCUCGUCAGCAUGUGGAAUCAUACCUCCUUCCCUGCGUAUAAGAGUCGACUGUGGAAUAUGACGAAGCCGACGAAUUGGAAUGAGAAUGGCGCUGGGGGCAGCAGUGAUGACGGGUUGAGGGAUCGGUUUUGGAGUGCGGCGGGGAAGGUUGGGGAGUGGGCUGGGUAUCAGCAGGGUCAGGAGGGGGAGAGGGAUAAGAAGGGGCAAUGA
Aspergillus luchuensis is the source of this 420-nucleotide messenger RNA. RefSeq lists its product as uncharacterized. Lineage: Eukaryota; Fungi; Ascomycota; Eurotiomycetes; Eurotiales; Aspergillaceae. The transcript has 2 exons. Bases 1 to 420 code for a protein of 139 amino acids. The record is from RefSeq and is a predicted model, not a curated record.